AUGAUUCCUGAUUUGCAGAUGCGGCAAAUGAGGCUCAGGAGAAAUGAUAGAGAUGUCAAACGUCAGACCCAGGGUUCCCCGGGACCCAUUGACUCCAGUCGGGCACAGCGCCCUUCCCUGCUCACCUGGCUGGCAUCUCGACAAUUUGCAGAGGUAGAUUGUGGAGAUGGAUGCUCGCGGACGGGCCGCUACCGCCUUAGACUGCUCUGCACCUUCCUGUCCGCGGCCGGACCGAGAGCGCGUAGGAGGACGGCCCCCUGCGGCGCAGCGGGAGCCGCCCAGCUGUGGGUGACAGGGAGGCCGGGGGCGGGCCUCCGCGUGACUGACAACCGCCCAGCUGUCUCCGGAUAUGCCCCGCUCUGGGGGCGGGGCGUCCUCAGGACGGGGCGUGGUCACCCUGCAGCUGCUCCCGGGCAGAAGCGUCGGGUCCCGGGCCGGGCCGGGAUGGCUGCGGUGUUGGCUGCGGCCGGCGGGCGGCGGGGGGCGGGGGCGCGGCGGGCGCCCGGGGCCGGGCCCGGGGGAGGCCCUGGGACGGGUGGCCUGGGCGGACCCCCGGGGCUGGAGGCUGCGCUCCAGAAGCUGGCGCGGCGGCGGAAGAAGGUGCUCAACGCCGAGGAGACGGAGCUGUAGCGAGCGCGCCCUGGCGGCCGCGGAGCCAUCGACCCCGACGUGUUCAAGAUCUUGGUGGAUUUACUGAAGUUGAACGUGGCCCCGCUCGCCGUCUUCCAGAUGCUCAAGUCCAUGUGUGCGGGGCAGCGGCUGGCCACGGACCCGCCGGGGCCCGAAAGCAUGGGAUCUGCUCUGGCGCCAUCCUCCUUGCCUGACACAAGAGAGAAUAAGCCCUCGGUGGUCUGCAGCCAGCACUGUGCAGCAGCCGCGGGGCUGGCCCCGGCCAGGCCGCCACUCAGACUGUGCGGGGCAGCCCCCGUCACCGCCGCCGUUUGCUCGCCUCUCUCUCACAGGGCCCCAGGUUCCUUCCAGUUUUCUGCUGGCCUGUUCUCUCCUUUCGCAGGGAGAAACAAGAGCAGUGGGGCCGCCGUGCUGGGGGAGCGUGGUGUCCGGGAAGGAUCAAGCCAGCGGAUGCCCAGGCAGCCCAGUGCCAGCAGGCUGCCCAAGGGGGGCAGCACUGGGAAGAGCCCAACCCGGAGCAGUAACUGAAGGGGCAGGAAGGCUGCCACCUUUCACUCAGCAUUCAUACCGACUCUGAAAAACUUAAGAAGGAGAAUUUAGCAUAAAUAAAGAGAUGUCGUUUAAUAAGCAGACUGGAGUACAAGGGGCGACACUCAGGGUAACAGGAGAAACCUGCCAUUGGCUUGUGUUUCCUUCCAUUGAUAAUAAACCAUGUUUUGAAA
Molecule: messenger RNA, 1352 nt
Organism: Dromiciops gliroides (monito del monte)
Lineage: Eukaryota; Metazoa; Chordata; Mammalia; Microbiotheria; Microbiotheriidae
Gene: MZT2B
Product: mitotic spindle organizing protein 2B
Cellular component (GO): centrosome; spindle
Source: RefSeq, a predicted model, not a curated record